CAGUUUUCCAAAACAAUAAUGCCUCAAAACUUCAGAUGUUUUGCAUGAUCUCCCUACUCACAACGGCAAAGCACUCUCUUUUUGUGAAGUUAUCGACUUCAAUAUAUUCCUUAUCUUUACUAAUAGUAUCCCUCAAAAGUUUCAGUUAAAGCAGCAAUAAAACAUAGUUUACACCAUGAGUACAGUGGUUGCCAAUCUAUCAAUUCUCUCUCUAAUCUUCUUUGCCAUCAUCUAUCUCUGCAUCUGGACUCAACCCAUCUCCAAAUCCUUAAUUUCAAUCCAAACCAACCCUUCUCCUCCAUCAUACUCGAGUGUCCCAACAGAUAAGCUUGAAGCAGCUUUAAGCAGAGCUUCAAUGGCCAACAAGACAGUGAUCAUCACUGUAGUCAACAAAGCUUACGCGGAAUCACACGACGACACGUACCCUUCAAUGCUUGAUCUUUUUCUAGAAAGCUUUUGGUUGGGCGAGGAAACUAGGCCGUUGAUUGAUCAUUUGUUAUUCGUUGCGGUGGAUCAGACAGCGUACGAUCGGUGCGAGUUCAGAAGAUUGCACUGUUACAAAUUGGGAACGGAAGGUGUGGAUUUCACUGGAGAGAAGGUGUACAUGUCGGAUGAGUUCAUCAAGAUGAUGUGGAGGAGAACUCUCUUCCUAUUGGAUGUGCUCAAGCGUGGUUAUAAUUUCAUCUUCACGGAUACAGAUAUAAUGUGGCUUAGGAAUCCAUUUCCAAGGCUCAUGACAAAUAGAACAGUGGAUGAUCUGCAAAUAAGUACUGAUGUUUUUGACAGUCCAUUCUCAAAAGACUUGAUCAACACUGGCUUUUACUAUAUCAGAUCAAACAACAAGACAAUUUCACUGUUUGAGACAUGGUAUGCUAUGAAAGACAAUUCUACAGGCAUGAAAGAGCAGGAUGUUUUGGUACGAUUGAGAAAUGAGGGCGUGUUUGGACGGUUAGGGCUCCGCGUGAGGAUCUUGGACACCCUCUAUUUUAAUGGGUUUUGCAGUAAAAGAAAAGAUAUCCAAGCAGUGACGACUGUCCAUGCUAACUGUUGUCGGAGUAUUAGUGCCAAGGUCUCUGAUCUUAUGGCUAUCCUGCGCGGUUGGAAGGAUUUCAAGGCCUCCGCGGUUGGUGAAGCAACAACUGCUGCUAAUAAUGGAACACAGUCCUUUCGAUGGAUGUCCGAACACUUUGCCUGUUGGAAGUCAUGGGACCAACAAAACAAGCCAAUAGUUUAGGGAAUUUUUUUUUUUUUUUGGCUUUUUGGAAGGGGGUAAUAAGGAGGGGUAAUGCUUGUCAGCGAUGAGAGUCGAACCCAGGCGUUGCAUUCAGUAAGAAGCGGCAAUAAGUGUGAUGCGAUGCCAAUUUAGUGGUAUUCUUGCAUUGAAGGUAGUUAGGAUUAGGAUGCAAACAAUCUACGAAUGGCAGGUUGUUGAUUCAUUUGCUAGCUAAAUGGAAAUAAAAAUCAAUUUAUACAAUUGUUUUUCUUAA
This is a messenger RNA of Camellia sinensis, 1487 nucleotides long. RefSeq lists its product as uncharacterized. The record is from RefSeq and is a predicted model, not a curated record. Lineage: Eukaryota; Viridiplantae; Streptophyta; Magnoliopsida; Ericales; Theaceae.